CGACUCUUCCUCUUGUUUUUCAACACAACAACCAUUAAAGGGUCCCCAAAUCAUAAGAUGCCACAUUGGAGUUGUUAAGCACGUACCUACUACCAACACUUUUUUAUUUUGCCUAAUUGCAUAGGAAGUCGUGGACUCUUUUUAUAAAUACAAACAACUUAGCCCUAUUUACAGACAUUACUACUUUAUUCUCUGCAUUCAAGAGCUGCCAUGGCUGGAAUUCUUCCUACCUUGGCUUCCCAAUUGAUUGUUUUCUUUCUUGUCUCUUCCUUCUGCAUAAUCUUAGUCUCUGGAGAAGAAGAAGAAGAGCAUGGCUUUGGAAGAGCUCUAGACAGAAAACUACUCGGGCUCAAGAAAGAAAAGCUUAGCCACUUCCGCUUCUAUUUCCAUGACAUCGUUGGUGGUCAAAAUCCCACUGCCGUCCAAGUUGUGCCAGCUCCCUCCAAUGCAUCGGCAACAUUUUUUGGUCUUGUAAGAAUGUUCGAUAACCCAUUAACCUUGGGGCCAAAGUUAAGCUCAAAAACUGUAGGAAAGGCACAAGGAUUCUAUGCUUCUGCAGCACAAGAAGAGAUUGCUUUCUUGAUGGUUAUGAACUUUGCAUUCACUGAAGGAAAAUAUAAUGGCAGCACACUUUCCAUACUUGGGAGGAACAACGGCGGCAGCAGCAGGGUAAGGGAGAUGCCAGUGAUCGGAGGCAGCAGGCUGUUUAGGUUUGCUAGGGGUUAUGCUCAGGCCACCACUCAUUCCCUUGAACCCAAGACCGGUGAUGCCACCAUUGAGUACAAUGUUUAUGUGUUCCAUUAUUGAUGUUCUCGACAUAUUUGUUUUGUUUUGUUCUGCAAUUAUUCUAUCUUUUGAUGUCACAGCUUUCGAUAAUGUCAGCCACUUAAUCCAAGUGGGGUUGGUUUUGGGGUGUAUUGAAUCGCUUAAAAUAAUUAGACGUGCACAGUACCAUACUUUACUUUCA
Molecule: messenger RNA, 967 nt
Organism: Juglans microcarpa x Juglans regia
Lineage: Eukaryota; Viridiplantae; Streptophyta; Magnoliopsida; Fagales; Juglandaceae
Product: dirigent protein 22-like
Exons: 1
Coding region: 211-807 (198 amino acids)
Source: RefSeq, a predicted model, not a curated record